Molecule: messenger RNA, 4127 nt
Organism: Parasteatoda tepidariorum (common house spider)
Lineage: Eukaryota; Metazoa; Arthropoda; Arachnida; Araneae; Theridiidae
Product: piwi-like protein 1
Molecular function (GO): RNA binding; protein binding
Source: RefSeq, a predicted model, not a curated record
AGAAAGAUUUUUUGUUUGGCAACCAACAGUAAAGAGGAAUGUGUGUCAUGCCUUGAAUGAAAUAUCUGCUUUGAAUAUAUCGCAAUCUCAAAACUCAACUAGUUAUACUUGGUGUUUAGUGAAACAUCAUUUUAAUUGUUUUAUGAAUCUGUAGUAUUUUUAGUUUUUUUUAUGUUCAAAUAACAUGUCUGAUAAUAAUAAACCUCCCGAGGGUUAUGGAAGAGGUGGUCGUGGUGCCAUCCUUUUGGCAGCUCUAAAAAAUCAGCCUCGUCGUCCUGGGCAACCACCUUCAAGUGAACCUCAAGCUUCUUCAGCAAGUGAAACAACACCAGAGCAACCUCAGUUACCUACUCCUCCUAUGGGAAGGGGUGCAUUUCUUCAAUCUCUUCUGGCACAAGGAAGGGGCCGUGCUGUAGUUUCUGUCCCAACUCCAGCUGUUCCUCAAGCUACGGCGCAAAUUGAACCAACUUCUGUGAUCGAUCCCGUACGACCUAUUGGAAGAGGACGGGGUCUACUUUUAAGUAGCAUUUUAUCUGAAAGUAGUUCCAAACAAUCAUCUCCAUCCCCAUCAGAAGCAAGUUAUGCAGUUUCUCCUGUAAGUUCUGUACCUGAAAAAGUGUCUCCUGUUAGUCCUAUACCUAGAAAAGUCUCUCCAGUUGACACUGGAAAAGUAUCUCCUCCAACUUCAGAAUUAGAAGAACUAACGAUCGGCCAAUACAAAGGUACUUCUGGAACCCCAUUGCGUAUGGAAGUAAACUAUGUGCGCUUGAAAGCUCUUCCUGGUAAAGGCAUCUAUGAGUACCAUGUGAGUUUCGAACCUACCGUUGAUAGCAAAAAUAUGAAAUUUAAGUUGAUGAAAGAUCCUAAAGUUGUGGAAAUUAUCGGUCCUACAAAGACUUUUGAUGGCAGUAAACUGUACUUGCCGUUAAGAUUAGACAUGUCUCCUAUGGUAGUAGAUGUAAACAUGCCAACAGAUAAUUCUUUAGUCAACGUAUCAAUAAAGCUGAUCAAAAAGAGCUCAUUUUGUGAUUGUUUGCAUUUGUAUAACUUGAUUUUUAAACAAGUGAUGAGGAUACUGAAAAUGACUCAGGUGGGACGAAACUAUUUUAAUCCCAAAGGAGGUAUUCCCAUUCCUCAGCAUCGACUUGAAAUUUGGCCUGGUUAUGUAACUGCCGUACAAGAAUAUGAAGGUGGUGUAAUGUUAAAUUGUGACUGUUCUUUUAAAGUUUUGAGAACGGUUACUGCCCGUGACGUUAUGAAUGAUGCAGCCAAACAGAGAAGGGGGGAUGUAAAGGAGGAGAUUGUUAAGGCAUUAGUGGAUUGCGUUGUACUUACCCGAUACAACAACAAGACAUAUCGAAUUGAUGAUGUUUCUUGGGAUAUGAACCCAUUGUCAACAUUUGUCUCUCACAAUGGUGCUGAAAUAUCAUUUAUGGAUUACUACAAGAGAUCUUAUGAUAUUGAUAUAGAAGAUUCAAAGCAACCUCUUUUAAUAAGUAAAGCUAAAAAGCGGGAAAUGAAAGAAGGGGAAGAGCCAAGGCUGAUAUGCCUCAUUCCUGAACUAUGUUUUAUGACUGGGCUCACUGAUGAAAUGAGAAAUGAUUUUAAAGUAAUGAGAGAUGUUGCAAGUUAUACUCGCGUGACACCAGAGAAUCGACAAUUGGCUCUUAUGAAAUUCAUCAACGAUGUAGCUACAACACCUGAGGCCAGGCAAUGUUUUGAAAGGUGGAACUUAGAAUUAGUAUCUACACCAGAAACACUUGAUGGACGACUUUUGAAGUCUGAAACAUUGACAUUUGGUAGAGGAUUCCAAUGCCAAGCUGGUCCAGAGGCAGACUGGGGACGACAAGCAACUUCCAGCAGUGUUCUUGUUGCUGUUAACUUUGAAAAAUGGGUUUGUGUUUUUCCUAAACGUGAUGCAGGGAAGAUACGAGAAUUCCUCACUAUGAUGCAAAACGUCUGUCCAAAAAUGGGAAUUAAUGUGAAGCCGCCACAUUUGGUUGAAAUCAUGAACGAUCGCACCGAAACAUAUUGCCAAGCCUUGAAAGAUAUGAUCAAUCCUAAUGUUCAAAUGAUGGUAAUAAUUUUCCCUACAAAAAGAGAUGAUCGUUACAGUGCUGUGAAGAAACUUUGCUGCAUUGAAGCACCUGUGCCAUCCCAAGUGAUUAACUUAAAGACCAUUAGUGACGCUAGGAAGUUAAGAAGUGUGUCUCAAAAAAUUGCCCUUCAGAUGAAUUGUAAGUUAGGUGGAGAAUUGUGGAGCGUGGCCAUUCCCUUAAACGAUCUCAUGGUUUGUGGCCUGGAUACUUAUCACGAUAAUUCCAAAGGGAGACGCUCUGUCUUGGCUUUUGUUAGUACUAUUAAUCAAAACCGUACUAGAUGGUUCAGUAUGACAACAAUGCAAAAACAAGGUCAAGAAGUUGGAGACAACUUAAAAAUCAUGUUCAUUAAUGCUCUCAAGAAGUACUAUGAAGUAAAUCAUCACUUGCCUGAGAAGAUUAUACUGUACCGAGACGGAGUGGGUGAUGGACAGAUGGAUUUUAUUUCCAAGUACGAGGUUGAACAGCUCACCUCUUGUUACAAAAAUUUCAAUUUGGACUAUAAUCCAGACUUGGUUGUUGUGGUCGUCCAAAAGCGUAUCAAUACCCGCAUGUAUGCAGUAGAAGGCUAUAGAGGACAGAAGACUCUGAAGAACCCCCCUCCUGGCUCCAUUCUUGAUCAUUCAGUCACACGCAAAAAGUGGUAUGACUUUUUCCUUGUGUCACAGCAUGUAAGGCAAGGCACUGUCACUCCUACACAUUAUGUCGUUAUACAUGACACUAGUUCACUCAAGCCUGAGUAUGUGCAAAGAAUUACUUACAAAAUGACCCAUUUGUAUUAUAAUUGGCCUGGAACAGUCAGAGUUCCCGCUCCCUGUCAAUAUGCGCAUAAAUUAGCCUAUUUAGUGGGUCAGAGCUUGCAUAAAGAAACGCAUUCAGAUUUGUCUGAUAGAUUGUUUUAUCUAUAAACCUUGUAUUCUGUACAAUUCGUUCUGCACGAAAUUGAGAACUCAUCGAUGCGUUCAUUUUUAUCAAAUGUCUUUUUAUUAUAUUCAUUUCUGUUUCUUUGUAUGUGUUCAUCACUUUUUCAAUAAGUCUUUCCAGUUAAUUUGAAAACAUUUAAGUGCUCUUAGGAAUCAGUAGAUUUCAUAUUUUGUUUUUCCCAAAUAUUAAAUUUUUGAAGAUGUACAAGUCAAGUGACCUGUUGCUGUAAAUAUUUGUAUAUAAAUGGUAUAAGUACUUUUAAAUACAAAUAAGUUAAAGUGUAAUAUACACAUUCUAAUAUUUUUUCCUUUAAAGUUCUGUAAAAUAACUCGAUUCAAGUAUAAAGCUAUGAUAGUUUUAUGCCAUUGAGUUUAUUAAUUUCUUUACUGAAGUUGUUUUGUUGCAAUUCUCUGUUGUGUUUUAUUAUUUAUUUUUGUUUAUCAUACACCAAUGUAACUUCCAUUUUAGAUUGCUUUGUGGUAAAGUAAAGUUCAAAAGUAAAAAAGCUUAAUAGUAAUACAUUCUAAACCAAUAAUUGAUUUUUGCAAAAAAAAUUUAUUUUUCUUUUGCAUCUAAAACUUUAUGUUCAAUGAAUAUGCUUAGUAAUAUAGACCUAAUACCUUUUUUAACCUCAAUAAUCUUCAUAGCUCUGAACAUUCCUUUUUUACAAUGCCUGAUUAUGAAUAAUUAGACUUGUAUGAUUGUUUGAAUUAUUUUAAUAACGGUUAAAAACAGUUUAAGGUUUGUUUUUGAUGUAAGUAAUUGUAGAGUUUGUAUAUAAUGAGUCAAAGUGUUGCAAAAUGGUUUUAAUCUUUAUUUUUGUUACGAUCGGUUUCUUGUAUACCCGUAUAAAGGUUUUAACAUGGUAAGUACUGUACCCAAGAGGGUGAAACUCCAAAUUUUUAGCAGAGUUAGGUUAACAGGUUUUGACAGAACUUUAGAGUUUAAGCUGUCAUGUUAAAUAUUUCUGUUAAAAUCAUUGUUUUACAUCUUUAGUGAUACAGUUAAAAUUAUUGGCAUGUUAUAAUUGGCAAUUCUAUGGUGCAUAUUAGGUUGUUUAAAAUAAUUUUAAUUCUAGUAUAAUCAUUUAUUUUUUAUGAUGCU